CAGAGUGGCACUCUGAUAAACCCGACAGAAGAAGAAUGAUAUUUUUGUUUUCAAGAAACGCGUGUGCACUGUGCAUUGAAUGAAAUGUGUUCACGGGAUUCGACAGUUUGUUUACCCAGUUUGUGUCUGCGUGAUAUUAGAGAAAGGAAUUGUGAACGCGGUAGCAUGAGAGACAAGUAGUACAAACGUGUCCAAACUACAUUUACCAGUGUCCACUGCCCCAUACACAAAAUACCCGACUCACUUCCUGUGUUUUCCUGUCGUAAUUUAUCGACAUGGAAAAUCGCUGUUACGCCUGUGCUUCAAAAUUUACUCUCUUCAGAAAAGAGUUGGGCUGUAAAAACUGCGGACGGGCCUUUUGCUCUGGCUGCCUCACCUUCAAUGCACUGGUGCCACGCUGCAACAACACUCAGCAGAAGGUCUGCAAGCAAUGUCAUGGCAAUCUUACAAGUGGUUUGCCCAAGAAUAACGAUGGCAGGUGGUCACCACCUGAAAACUACAAAAAGAGGGUGGCUGCACUGGAAUCAAAGCAAGCACAGCAGCCUCACCGCCAAUCCGGCCAUGGGAAGAUUGGAAACCCUCCAGCAGGAUGCAUCCCUACCAAAGGCCUGAGCAAAGAGGACCAGGCGCUGGUGGAGAGGCUGGAAAAGCUGAAAGAGGACACAAAACCAAAGUCGAUCCCAUCCGAGCGUGAGAUUGCUGCACGGCUGGAGAUACUGAAGGCCCCGACUAAGCCAGUGCCUUCCUCUGAGGAGAUGCAGAACCGUCUAGCUGCUCUGCAGGACAAACCGCCUCCAUCUCAUGCACCACCGCCAGUGCACCAGCCUCCCAACAGCCGCACACAGACGGAGCAGGCCAACGACCUCAUGCAGCGCAUGUCAGAGGAAGUGGCCAUCGACGGUCACGGUCAACAGCCAGCCGAUGAGGGCACGUCAAGUGGGUACCUGCACGAUUUCAGCAGUCCGUCGGAUGAGCAGUUAGACAAGAGUGAUGUGGACGAUGUACAGCAGGCCGCCCAGCAGCUGGAGGAGGAGAGGAGACGCGUGCUACAGGAGGCCAUGAUGGAGCUGGAGGCGGACAAGAGGAGGGAGCAACAGCAUCAGGAGAGUGUGCUGGACAUGGCCAAGAGGCUGGCACAGCUCAAGGGACAGGACCCCAACAAAGUCUCUUUGGACUUCAACCAACCGGACAGUGAUGAGGAGACGGAAGAGGAGGCCAUGCAGAGGGUCCUGAAGAUGAUGUCAGAGGAAGCAGCGUUAGAUGAGAUGAGUGGCUACAACAACAUCCCGCCUCGGAACACAGGGCCUCGAAACAACGAGGGGAAUAAGACCACUAAGAGCAAGGUUCUGGCGCAGGGUGGUGUUCAGUCCUGUAAGCCCAGGCCAGCUGCGACAGCGUCUGCUCUCCAGCGGUCCAACAGUGAUGAUGAUGAUGAUGAUGCAGAGGAGUUGCCAUGGUGCUGCAUCUGUAACCGGGAUGCCACUAUCCGUUGCCAUGGCUGCGAUGGAGACCUAUACUGCCGUCGCUGUUUCGGGGAAGGACAUGAUGAGUUUGACAUGAAAGACCACCGCACAUCCAGUUACUCUUCUACAAAAAAAGGCAAGAAGAAGUCCUGAGAGUAGAGUAACACGAUUACACGUUCUUAACACAUUGACUCCCACUAUGACAUUGGAAUUUAAUUUAUCCUCUAAACUCCUGGGGUCUGUUCGACAUUUUCUUUUAACAGUCAUAGAAUAUUUUGUGUUACACAUAAGGACUCAUAACAGGGCUUGUUUGAAAGGUUUACAUUGGUGAAAUCCAUAUCCUUGUUGGUAUCGUUGUUCCAAAGUUAAGCCAUGCUAAACAAGGGUUAAUUUAGCUAAAAAUAGCAGUUUAUUGAAAUUGAGAUGAACUGUUAUUUUGUGACAUAAUAUUAAUAAUAAUGAUAAUAAUAAUAAUAAUAAUAAUAAUUGCAUUUUAUUUAAAAGCGCCUUUCAAAACACUCAAGGACACUGUACAGAGAUGAGCAAUAAUACCAAGACAAACCACAAUAAAGGUCCAUUAAGUCAUAAAGAAUGAAACCAAUGAGUUUUGACAUAUGCACUGUUUGACUCUCUGAAGUUCAAGUUGAGAGUCUAAAUGUAUUUUCACACCCCAAGAAGAGGUCCAGUCGCUUCCAAGUAAACCAUUUGAAUGAAAAGACGCCUGGAUCAGCCCUAGUGUUGUUACAGCCACAUCUUCUGAAGUGCUAGCUACUAAUGGCUUCUGCCAGGCAUUUGCCAUUCUACAUACAAAAAAAGUAGAUGCACGCACCAUUAAGCUGCUUACUGAUGCUACUACAUGUUGCGCCAUUUUUCACUCCAAACCUCCAUUGUCACACUUAACUUUGAAAAUUUGAAAAUUGAUGACCGCAAAAACUCCCAUGUCCUUCUGUACGUCCAUCAGUAGCAAAACAUUGGCAAGACGGCCUGUUUUGAUUCCCUACCCUACGAGACUUGACGUGACGUGAUCUGGAAGUGCAUGAUUGGAUACUUCGUUCAGCUGUAAUAACACUAUUGCAUUGUGAUAAAAUGCCCAGGUGAAAUAUACAAAUCGUAACUUUGUAGUAGGAGUUUUGACUUUGUAGUUUUGUUCAUGAUCUAUGUCAGUUCUGUUCAUCAC
Engraulis encrasicolus (European anchovy) is the source of this 2640-nucleotide messenger RNA. It is a transcript of the gene zfyve19, whose product is annotated as zinc finger, FYVE domain containing 19. Gene Ontology annotation, biological process: abscission; mitotic cytokinesis checkpoint signaling. The transcript is spliced from 12 exons. Gene Ontology annotation, molecular function: phosphatidylinositol-3-phosphate binding; metal ion binding. NCBI's taxonomy places the organism in Eukaryota, Metazoa, Chordata, Actinopteri, Clupeiformes, Engraulidae. Gene Ontology annotation, cellular component: midbody; centrosome; cleavage furrow. The record is from RefSeq and is a predicted model, not a curated record. The coding region runs from base 276 to 1616 and encodes 446 amino acids.